Messenger RNA from Alnus glutinosa, 590 nucleotides. RefSeq lists its product as uncharacterized. The transcript has 2 exons. The record is from RefSeq and is a predicted model, not a curated record. The coding region runs from base 38 to 403 and encodes 121 amino acids. NCBI's taxonomy places the organism in Eukaryota, Viridiplantae, Streptophyta, Magnoliopsida, Fagales, Betulaceae.
UCCCUCUCUUUUCCAGCAAACUCAUGGUGAGCCAACAAUGUUUGAUCAUCCUCUUAAUCAUAUGCUGUUACAGCAGACGUCCUUCACAGGCAAACUUCCUCCUUACCAACUAAAUGGACAACCAAGAGGUGUAAUGCCUGAUUUUCCCGUUAAUCAAAUAGCUUGUUACAGACAGGAGCUGAAGCCAAUGCAAGAUUUUUGCCCAACCUAUGAGCAACCAAAUUUUGCGGGUCUUGGAAUGCCAAAUCAGUACUGUAUAGAUCCUCAUGUUGCUAGAGACGAUAAUCACAGGAAGUUCAAUGCUCUUUUUGGGAAGGAACUGGAAGCAUCGUUUACCAGAAGCGGACAUGGUCCUAGAAGAUUUGGAAAUCAGGUUGGCAUAGGAUUUUGGUACGAGCAAUAGACCAUAAUGUGCUUUCGGAGUUGUCUGCCUGGUUCUCAACUAAUUUCGGUAAUGGAUAUACAACUUUAUCUUAGGGUUCAUCUGCGACAUAGGUAGUCUAGUGAAGAAAAAUUCACAUUUGUACCUAAGAAUUUGGUCAAGAAUUGAGCACUAUAUAAUUAAAAAAUAAAUAAAAGAAGAAGAAGAA